This is a messenger RNA of Notodromas monacha, 3611 nucleotides long. The record is from the annotation of a GenBank genome assembly. NCBI's taxonomy places the organism in Eukaryota, Metazoa, Arthropoda, Ostracoda, Podocopida, Cyprididae.
UUGUGUAGCUUUCGGAUCAGUUACCGAUAAAAUGGAGAAUGUGUCGGCGCAUUGGUUUCGUCAUGGGUUGAGGCUGCAUGACAACCCGGCCCUUCUGGAAGGGUUUUCUCGAGCAUCGAAGGUCUUCGCCUUCUUUACUUUCGACGGUGAAAGCGCCGGAACGGGAUGGAUCGGUUACAAUCGGAUGAAGUUCAUUUGCGAAAGUCUGGCUGACCUGGACCGCAGUUUGCGGAGCCGAGGAGGUCGUUUGUGGAUUUUCCAGAAAGACGUCACCACUCUUCUGUCGGCAUUCAAAUCACGCUUCAGUCUGACGAACCUUUCGUUCGAACGUGAUUCGGAAGCUGUUUGGCAAAACCGGGACUGCGCCGUGCGUCAGCAUUGUGCUUCUUCGGGGAUUGAUUUGGUGGAAAAAGUAUCUCUGACUCUGUGGGAUCCUGAUCAAAUUCUGGAUGCGAAUGGAGGGUUGCCACCUUUGACCAUGGUGGAGUUCCUCAGCAUUGCCAAGAAGCGUGGAGAUCCUGAGAGGCCUGUGGACUCGGAAAACGUGGAUUACAGUUUCUUCGAUCUGGAGACAGCAUUUGCAAAUGACAAAGGAAUGUUGGAUGAGCUCUGCUUGUUCCCGGGUAUCCCAACGCCGGAAGAUUUUGGAAUAUUGCCCGAGCCUGGGCAAGAAAUUCGUCUCUAUAUUGGUGGUGAAACACGAGCUGAUGAAUUGCUCAUCAAACGAUUGCAGGCGAGUUCGGUUGUUUGGACUGGAAUGAUCGACUUCCCAGACUCCGGGAUUUUCUUUACAGUGGAGAAAAAUGCGAUGCAAAUGCAGAUCACGCAACCCAAUCAUGCGUUCCCGAAUCUAAUUGCUCCUCCGAUGUCGCUGUCACCGUACCUUCGUUACGGAUGUCUGUCGAUCCGGAAAUUCUAUUGGCUCUUGUUGGACAUGCGUCGAGUUGGGCUUUCGACGACGACGUGCACUUCUGCUCUGGGCCUCGUCAUGCAGCUGAUGUGGCGCGAAUACUUUUACUGCAUGUCUACGCGUAAUCCCGGCUUUGGUCGAAUCGAAGGGAAUCAAAUUUGCUUGCCUAUUCCUUGGAGCCGAGAUGAAUCUUCGCUGAAUGCCUGGAAACUUGGAGUUACGGGUUUUCCGUUCAUCGAUGCCGCAAUGCGCCAAGUGCGCCGCGAAGGCUGGAUUCAUCACGUGGCGCGAAACGCUUGCGCUCAAUUUUUGACACGUGGUGGCUUGUGGAUUAGUUGGGAAGAGGGAUUGCGCCACUUUCUGUUCUACUUGUUGGACGGAGACUGGAGCGUUUGCUCUGGAAAUUGGUUGUGGCUAUCGUCGUCUUCGUUUGAAAAGAUGCUGGAUUGCUCGGAAUGCUUUUCUCCGUCUAUGUUCGGCCGUCGAUUGGACCCAGCUGGAGAUUAUGUGAGGAAGUACGUGCCCGAAUUGAGCGGAAUGCCGACAGAGUACUUGCACGAACCGUGGUUGGCACCUUUGGAAGUUCAGAAGAAAGCUGGAUGUAUUUUGGGCGAGCAUUACCCGAAGCCGAUGAUCGAUUUCGUUAAAAGAUCGAAGAGGAAUGCGCGGAGGAUGGCGAAUUUCCGGCGACAACUGGGAUGUGCAAUUCCUCGUCAUUGUGCUCCUUCUUCUGAAGAGGAAGCCAGGGAGUUCAUGUGGUCUACUGCUGCCACGAGUGUUUUUGGACAUCACUCUCAUUCCGAAGUUUGCAGAGGAACUGAAGUCAUGGAGUGAAUUUCCAUAAAAUAUGCUUGGUUUUUCAAAGAUUCGCACAGUUACCCAGACUGGUAAUUGUACGGUAUCAUCAGAGAUAAAUGCAAGUAUUUUUAUUCAUUCCUUUUCCCCUAUUCAGAAAAGUCUUGCAAUUAUCCCCCCCCCCCCCCCUAGAGAAAUAAAUUUCAUCUCGAAUGGUAUAGUCUGUAUUCAGAUGUAAACUUGCUUAAAAAAAACUUGAAUAUGAAUUACCGUAAAGACAGAGAAUUUUCUUGAUUGAUGGUGUCCAAUUCAGUCCGAUGAAGAAUUACAUUUUUAUUGUAUUACGAUUCUGCAGACGUUAUAAAUUAAAUCGCUUGAAUGCAUUGGACAUUUAAAAAGUCUUUAUCAGUUCUUUCAAAGAAAAUGUUCGAAAAUGUGGUUUUCUUCCUUUGUUCUCUCCUUUAUUUGGCGUGACACCUCGUAGAAUUUGACGUCAUUUGACGUUUUUUUUUGUCGUCAUCCCAACUGAGACUUUGAAAUCUUCGAAAGUGAUUCCGCAUUCAACCCUGAACUGUCUUCUUCAGCUUAAUUCUUCCGCUGAUGCUUCCAAAUAAUGUAUCGUCAGUUUCAGUGCAGUUACGUCACUUUCUAAGUUAAUUUUAAAAUUCGAGUGCCCUGACUGCAAAUCGAAACUUAAGCCAUGAUUGAUACGGAAAAUUGACCACAUCGCUGGUACUCACUUCGGAAAGUUUACCGAAUCAUCCUAACUGCUUUUGUUCUCAGAGCAGUGAAACCUCCGCAAAAUUGUAGAGCACGCAAACCCGAAGCUGCUCUUUACUUCAUGUGUAAAUUCCUUUGCGCGUCUGGGCAUUAAAAAAAUAAAUCACAGGAUGGGAUGAAAAUAAUUGGUAAUUUUUGAUAUUUUUCAAUGAUGGCUUUUGUCGGACUGUGCGAAACUUUGAAAGACUCUGCGUAAACAUGGCGAAGACAAUAUCCCGAAAGACGUCUGGCACUUCUAACGGCAAACAAAAAUUUUUGGUGUUUUGGUCUUCAUCAAGAUGUUUUUAAAGCAUAAAGUAGUGUUGAUUGUCGUUUCUUUUUUGGGGUUUAGCUAAUUCUCGAUUGACGUUCGUUCUUCCAAAUGUUUUGAAUGUAUAGUAUGUAGUCCCUGUGCAAUUCUAAUUUAGAUUAGGUCAACCAGUUUUCUCUUAUUCAAUUUAGCGGUUUGGUUUCAAAAUUUUCCCUUUCGCGUCUCCGUGCGCUAUUUUGCCCCUUUUUGAUGCUUUAAAUGCUGCUGUUCGAGUAUAUUUGGCAGCCUCCUUCCGUUGGAGGAAAUCCCGUGAUUUUCCGUGCAUUUCAUUUCGUAUGUACAGCCCAUCUCAAUUGUAGUCAGGGGAGGGUUGGAGGUGAUUGUAAAGCAUUCAGCAGAGUUUCCCAUCGACUCAGACCUUGCUCAGUUAUAAUUCCAGUCAAGAUUUAGUGACUGAAAAGUAGUAAAUUGUUGAGUGUUGAAGACAUUUUAUCGUAUAUCGGUGAUACUGGAGUAUCCAGGAUCAAUUAGCUUUUUUUUCGGUGGAUCAGUGUUAUGUGAUGGAAAGGAACAUAUUCACCGUUUGAUUGUUGUUCACGUGAAUGAGAAACACCGGUAUUCCGUGACAUUCCAUGAAAUGGAUCUCAAAAUUCGCGUCUCGCGAAAGAGUUUGUCAUGCACCUCGUAGAUGAUAAAAAAAAGAAAGAAAAAAAAGUGUCAAAUGUUUGAAUUCAACGGAAAUCUUCGUGUGAUUCAGCUUCCAUUCCAAACGUAUUCGAUGUGAUUUUAUGGGACUUAUUUUUGCCAUUCACGCUUUAUUUUUGACCCCAUUUUGAUGGAUUGGUGGACUAAUGAAUGUUCCAACUACUUGUCGCA